GAUGUCUUCAGACGGGAAUGAUGAAUUCGAUGUUCCCUCUGCCCCUCCACCUUUCAAGGGAUUAGAAAAAGAUAAAGUCGAGACGAGAAAGCGACAAGCACUGUUUCUCCGUCAAGCUUUACGGAUCGUUGAAAGAUUCGCUCACAAUCCUGUGAAUACUGAUAUGCUAGCUUAUUCUUUACCAUGGUUGGAACGUGAACAAUAUGAUGAUAUCUCGAUAGAGCGAAAUGCUUAUGGAAAUUGUGGUUAUGUAUUAUGUUCCAAGCCAAAAGGUCAAACCAAUAAACAAAAGUACCGUAUCUGCACAACCACUCGGAGAGUAUACGAUAUUACCAAGCGUCAACCAUUUUGCUCAGACUGGUGUUACCGUGCUUCAUAUUACAUACGCAAACAGAUUUCUAAAGAACCAGCAUGGUGCCGUUCAGCAGAUAGUUUAAAACCAUGUCACAUAAGUUUGCUACCUCCUAAUGUUCCAGGACAUGUUGGUAAAGUGAUUUUAGAUGUACAGAAUCGUUUACUCUUAAAUGGAUCUGAAAGUGAUUCAAGUAUUGAAACGAACUUAGUUACAUUGGAAUAUUCACGUAAGGAACUCGAGAAACUGGAACUUGGAACAAAUAAUGAAAAUAGCAUCGUAGUUCGUGACAUUUGUCCACAUGCAUUAGACUCUGUUGAAUCUACAGUUACAUCUUAUGAUGAUCAGUCAGAAAUGUAUCUCAAGUCUCCAUCAGAUUGCGAACAACUGUUGGAUAACCAAAAUGUUCCUACUAAUCUAUGCGACAAACUUUCAAAACGUUUACAAGAGUGGCUAACUGAAAAAGCCUUUGUGAUUCUCACCACCUAUACAUUUACAUCUGAGGAACCAACUUCGGUUGAUGGGUUAUAUAGCAAAAUUUUGCAGCAAUUUUUCUCAAAACAUGUAUCAUCAAAAGAAGAAACCGGGAGAAAACUCAAUUUUCUGACUAUCCGCUUACCUGUGUUCUACCACUUAUUGAUUCGGUUUCUCCUGAAGUUCUCCGUAGACAGAUCCUACUGGAUGAUCUCAAAAAAGCAUGCAUCCAAUAUUAGAUGCUUUAAAAAUAAAUAUUCAUUGUGUAUACAGAAGAUUAGAAAAUUCUGUGCUUCAUUUUAAGUAAGUUUCUCAAUUCAUCAACAGAUUUAUAACUCAAUUUUGCCCCAUAUCGUGAAGUAAGAAUAAAUCUAAUUACUGUAACUAUUUUCAUAAAAUUUAGGUUUCUGAAGAAACAUCCUUUAGAAAUUUUCUUUCACCCACGACCAAAAGAGCGUCUUUGUAUUGAUGAGGAUUCGCAACUCAGGUGGAUGGUUUUAGUGUCACAUUUCCUAAGCUGAGUGGUUUAGCUUCCUUUGUUUCGAAGAAUAUUAGGGCUUAGUUAGAAUAGAUGUUGUUUUGCGACCAUUUUGAAUCUUUUCACUGAAAUAAAAGUCCGCAUCAUUCAACGAUUAAUGCCGUUACAUUUCUGUUUAGUUAGUAGUACAGCCUUCGCAGUCAUAUCUCGUCGCCACAGUUUAAUUACUUGUAACAUUGGUAGCUGACUUUUAUCUCGUCAUUCGGUGAUGAUAAGAUGUCGAUGAUUAAAUGUCCUGUCAAUUUGUCGGCUGGUUCAGCUGAACUCCGUUGUCAAGAUAUUAAUUCUCCAUUGAGACGAUACUGCACGAAAAUAAGACGUCUUUUGGGUAAUGGCAUGCACUACGUAAGUCUAGGAAACUUAAAACGUAAUUACAUUUUUUCUAAUUUGACACUUUCCAAUUUCACUACUCAUUAGCGAUAUUCCUUUUUUUUCUUUUAGUCUUACAAGUAAGAACGUACAUAU
This is a messenger RNA of Schistosoma mattheei, 1829 nucleotides long. Lineage: Eukaryota; Metazoa; Platyhelminthes; Trematoda; Strigeidida; Schistosomatidae. The record is from the annotation of a GenBank genome assembly.